AUGGACUCGUAUCGAAUGUAUUUUGUUAUUUUUGCUUCUCUGUCACUUUAUAUUGUAAAAUGUGAAAUUCCUAAAGCAAAGUUCGAAUAUAAGUUAAGUUUUAAAGGUCCACAUCUAGUGCAAAGAGAUAAAUCAGUGCCAUUUUGGACGUAUGGUGGAGAUGCAUUUCCUAGUGAUGAUUCUAUGAGAAUAACUCCUUCAUUACGCAGCAAGAAAGGAUGGAUCUGGACAAAGAAUAUGAUCAAUUCUGAAAACUGGCAGAUUGAUGUAACAAUCAGGGUAUCUGGCAGAGGUAGAGUUGGUGCUGAUGGCAUGCAAAACAAUCCAUAUGUCAUGGCUGUAGUAAAUGAUGGUACUAAACAGUUUGAUCAUCACAAUGAUGGUUUUAAUCAACAGUUAGGUGGAUGUUUAAGAGAUUUUAGAAAUAAACCAUAUCCUGUUAAAAUUAGAGUUGAAUAUUAUCAAAAAGCUUUAACAGUAUACUAUCACAAUGGUAUGACACAAAACCAGAACGAAUUUGAAUUGUGUUUGAGAGCUGUAGAUGUGACCUUACCUAAGAUGGGUUUCUUUGGUGUUAGUGCUGCUACUGGUGGUCUAGCUGAUGAUCAUGAUGUUAUAUCAUUUUUAACACAUUCCUUGUUAUCACCUUCUGCUACACAGGGACAGGCUGUAUCAGAGGAUGAAAAAGUGAAGUUUGAGAAAGAAUUUGAUGAUUAUUAUAAAGAAUUAGAAAAAGCUAAACAAGACUAUAAGAAACAACAUCCUGACAAAGUUGAUGAGUAUGGUGAAGAUAAUUUUUUUGAAAGUCAAAAUGAACGAGAAUUAAAGAUGAUAUUUGAAGGACAGAGUAAUAUACAUUUAACAAUGAAAGAUUUAAAUCGUAAAUUAGAUGAGUUAUUAGGUAGACAGGAAUUAGUUUUAUCUCGUGUCAGUGGUGGUCAACCAGUGCCUGUUCAAGGUCAAGGCCAACAGGGUCAACAACCUCUUAUGAUAGAUACAAUAAAAAGACAUGAAGUUAAUCAAGUACUUACUAAUCAAAAUGAUGUUUUAGUACAACUUAGAGAGAUGAGAGGAUUAGUUAAUGAUAUACAAAUUAAAGCAUCAACAAUGCAGGGUGGAGGAGCUAGUGGUGGACAAGCUGCUAUGGGUAAUCAAAUGGCAUUCCAUGAAUUAAAAGAUAACUUACAAGGUGUAAGAAAAGAUGUAACAAAUUUAUUAAAUAGACCACAGGGAGGUAGUUUAUCAGGAUGUCCACCACCUAUGUGCCCCAAUAUAAAUUGUCUAUCACCAAUGAUAUUUUUUAUAGCAAUAGGUGCCCAAUUAAUAUUCAUGUUAGGUUAUAUGGUGUACAGACAAAAUAAAGAAGCUCAAGCUAAGAAGUUCUAUUAG
Messenger RNA from Lottia gigantea (owl limpet), 1389 nucleotides. RefSeq lists its product as hypothetical. Gene Ontology annotation, cellular component: Golgi membrane; endoplasmic reticulum membrane; endoplasmic reticulum-Golgi intermediate compartment. The record is from RefSeq and is a predicted model, not a curated record. NCBI's taxonomy places the organism in Eukaryota, Metazoa, Mollusca, Gastropoda, Lottiidae. Gene Ontology annotation, biological process: Golgi organization; endoplasmic reticulum organization; endoplasmic reticulum to Golgi vesicle-mediated transport. Bases 1 to 1389 code for a protein of 462 amino acids. The transcript has 14 exons. Gene Ontology annotation, molecular function: D-mannose binding.